AUGCUUGAGACGGAAACACUCGAAGGGUGCCUAGUCGCGCUAAGUCUGACCAGCCCUUUGCCAAGUGUGGCAUUAGCAGAUGUGCUCGCUAACCCACUGGAUCUCUGUCGUGUACACUUAGCAAAAGUCUUAGCGAGUGCGUUGGAUUGCAGCAUCGACGCUGCCUACAAGUCAAUACAAUGGCCAAAUAACAUCUUUAACGGAGAUUUGGCUGUUGUUCUUCCGAAGCUUCGGCCAGGCUCCAAAGCCGACGAAAUAGCGUUCGAGAUUUUGGGAAAGUUCCCGAAAGACGACCCACUCUUCCUCUUUCCCUUUGUGGAUGGUGUGCAUUUCCGCGUCCAAUUGAAGCCUAGUUCUGUACCGCGUCUUCUAUUCCCUUACACCUCAAGGGGUAACUAUGGCUCUGCUACAUCCAAUGAGUCGAAAAGGCUCGUCGUCGAACUCUCCUCUCCGAACAUCACCAGCGAGUUCCAAGGAAAGCACUUGCGAAGCACAACCAUCGGCGCAUGCAUCGGCCGACUAUACGAGGCGAUGGGAUGGGAAGUGACGCGUAUCAACUAUCUCGGCGACUGGGGCAAGCCGAUCGCGUUGUUGUACGUUGGCUGGUCGAGGUAUGGCUCGGAAGAAGCGUAUGCGGCGGAUCCGGUCGGACACCUGCUGGAGGUCUACCACAAGAUUGAGGAAGACUUCAAGCCGGAACAGGCGGCGAGCAAGGCAGCGCGGGAUGAAGUAGCGAAGGAAGGUGAAGACAAUGGCGAGGCGCAGGCCGAGAUCGAAAGCCAAGGCAUCUUCGCAGAACGCAACGAAGCUUUCAAGAAGCUGGAAGAGGGUGACGAAGAACUAGUCGCCUUUUGGAAGCGCGUGCGAGAUGUCAAUAUCGAAAACUACACGAAGUUCUACGAGCGACUUGGUGUGCGCUUCGAUGAGUACUCCGGCGAGUCGCAGAUCAAGCCUGAGACUAUGGUGGAAGUGGAACAGAUGCUGAAGGAGAAGGGUGUCUCGGAGGAGAGUGGAGGAUCUCAGAUCGUCCACAUGCAGAACAUUGGUGCGAAAGCUGGUACGGCCAUUAUUCGCGACCGCUCCGGUAGCAGCACAUACCUCCUCCGAGACCUCGCCGCGGUGUUGGAGCGUUCGAGGAAGUACUCGUUCGACAAGAUGGUGUAUGUGGUUGCCAGCGACAAUAGCGUCCACUUCACUCAGCUCAUCAAGGUGUUGGAGGCGAUGGACAUGAAGGAGCUCGCCAAUAAGCUCCAGCAUGUCAAGUUUAGUGAGGUAUCGAGAAUGGCGACGACGCUUGGUAGAGGGUACAAGCCGCAGGGUAUAUUGGACGCAUGUGAGGAAGCGAUGACUGCGUUGUCGGAAGCCGAUGCUGAGAAGCUCGAAGUGGUAAGUGGGUUGGAUGAUGUCAGGGAAGGACUCGCGACAUCGUCACUGCUCGUGCAAGAGCUGUCGACUCGCCUGACCACAACACAUGCCUUCGAUACCAGCGCGAUGGCUUCCUUCAAGCUUGGGUCGGGCCCGGAUCUGCAGUACUGGCUGGCUAAGCUCCGCCGAUUGCUCAAAGGCGCUGAUGCCGCAGCUGAACUCUCGGAUGAAGAUUACGAAGUGUUAGCUGAAGAAGACCCGGCCAAUCUUCUGCGCAUUUUGGCUCAGUACCCGGAGGUCGUGAAUGCGACCUACCAUUCGCUCGAGCCGGCUGGUGUUGUUACGUAUCUCGCCAGUGUGACUGAGCAGCUUGCUGAAUGUCUUCCGGAGGAGGCUGAUGGCGAUCAGGAUGCGAAGGUCACCUCCGGUCUGGCUGCGCUCUAUGAGGCGACUGCAGUCGUGCUGGAGAAUGGCAUGAAGCUGCUAGGACUGGCGCCGAUCGCGCAUUCAUUGCCGGAGAGAGCGGAUACGCCGGUGAUGGGAUGA
Alternaria triticimaculans is the source of this 1911-nucleotide messenger RNA. RefSeq lists its product as uncharacterized. The coding region runs from base 1 to 1911 and encodes 636 amino acids. Gene Ontology annotation, molecular function: arginine-tRNA ligase activity; ATP binding. The transcript has 2 exons. Gene Ontology annotation, biological process: mitochondrial translation; arginyl-tRNA aminoacylation. Lineage: Eukaryota; Fungi; Ascomycota; Dothideomycetes; Pleosporales; Pleosporaceae. The record is from RefSeq and is a predicted model, not a curated record. Gene Ontology annotation, cellular component: mitochondrion; cytoplasm.